CAGUGUCUGCUAAUCGUCAGAUGUACACAUGUUCCUGACAGGUUAACACACGAUGUUUCUGACCAGUGUUCAAUAAAUAGCGAUGGGUCGUCCUCUAGCCCAAAGACCAGCUGUCCAGUCCACGAGACAUCGAGAAUGAGGUCCACUUUCAUUUUCUGCACACUAAUCGUAGCGGUAUCUGCAACAUAUUAUGGUGGUGGUGGAUAUAGCGGUAUGGGGGGAGGUCACGGAGGAAUAGGUGGAGGGUAUGGCGGGAGAGGAGGAGGAUAUGGUGGACUAGGAGGAGGAUAUGGUGGAAUAGGAGGCGGAUAUGGUGGACUCGGAGGAGGAGGAUAUGGAGGGAUACGAGGAGGAUAUGGUGGAAUUGGGGGAGGAUAUGGAGGGAUAGGAGGAGGAUAUGGCGGUCUUGGAGGAGGAGGAUAUGGCCGUCUUGGAGGAGGAGGAUAUGGCGGCCUUGGAGGAGGAUACGGCGGGAUAGGAGGUGGAUAUGGUCGACUCGGCGGAGGAUAUGGCGGACUAGGUGGAGGAUAUGGCGGACUAGGUGGAGUUGGUGGUAUUGGAGGUGCUGGUGGUAUCGGUGGAAUCGGAGGUGGAUAUGGCUAUGACGAUUAUUCAGGAAGUGCUGGAUACAUUGCUGGUGGAAGAAGUGGACUAAUAGGAGGCGGCCAUGGCGGAUUGAUGGGCAGGAAAGGGGGAGCUAUUGGAGGAAGUUAUGGGAAGCCACAGUAUUGGAUACUAACUACGGCAUAAUACAUCACAGGAAAUAUGUUUGUGAACAAAAUAUGUUAUCUGUAUUUAUAUUUAUAUCAAAUAUGAAAUAGUAAAAAAAAUGCAGUUAUUUCAUUUUUUUCAAAGAUUGAAAGAUAUGGCAUCUUUAGUUUCGAAAAAAAACCUACAAAAGUCCCAACUUAAAUUAUGAGGUAUUACAGAUGUCUCAAUGUAAAGAAAAGAAUGACAAUGAAUAUCAAAUUGCUUCAAAAUCUGAAUCAGGUUUUAUAAAGAAGCGUACUUUCAAUGAUACUAGACGUUUUUUUGUCACUCUUCAAAGGUGACAACAAUGGCCAAUUAACAUUACAAAAAUCAUUCUCUGACAUAUUGAUGGCGUCUAGAGCAAGGUUCAACUAUGAUUAAUUAUUGUUGUAAUUAUAUUGCAUAUAUUACUGUGAUUAAGUGCCUUCUUGAGAUAUAUGUGAGAAGUUAUGCUUCCUUGCAUGAAUUUUAUUUUAUAUUAGAAAAUUCAAUCUAAUAAUUAGAACACUCAUGCAUGUGCAUUUGUACAUGUAUAUACGUAGUACUACGUUGUUUUAUUAUUUGGUAUUUUCUCCCAAAAAUGUUCAUAAAUACAAACUG
Molecule: messenger RNA, 1350 nt
Organism: Magallana angulata
Lineage: Eukaryota; Metazoa; Mollusca; Bivalvia; Ostreida; Ostreidae
Product: ctenidin-3-like
Exons: 4
Coding region: 136-750 (204 amino acids)
Source: RefSeq, a predicted model, not a curated record